Messenger RNA from Rana temporaria (common frog), 582 nucleotides. Its product is annotated as carcinoembryonic antigen-related cell adhesion molecule 1-like. The record is from RefSeq and is a predicted model, not a curated record. The transcript is spliced from 2 exons. Bases 148 to 582 code for a protein of 144 amino acids. NCBI's taxonomy places the organism in Eukaryota, Metazoa, Chordata, Amphibia, Anura, Ranidae.
AAGACAUACAAUAAACAUACGUAAUUGGAAAUUUACAGAUCCAGUAAACUCAAGGAUUUCAAAAAAGGAAUCCUGGAAGUCUGAGGAACCUGAGAACUAUUCAAAUCAAGAAGGUGACAGGAUCAAAGGAAAGGGAAAGUUUGUUAUAUGAAGACUUGUGGAUGGGAGAAAAUGAUCUUCAAACAAAACCAGUUUGGCCCCUGGGCUGCUGUGUCAGUUCUCCUCGGUGUGUUGGUGGAUGUGUCCGGUGGAAUGAUGAGUGUUCAGCUGAUCCCUCAGAAUCCGGUCAUCGGAGGAUCUGUCACUAUGAGUGUUACUGGGAUUACUGGGAAAAUUAAGUCUUUUGUUUGGUGUAAAGGACCGAACACAGACAGAGAUUAUCAAAUCCUUACAUAUAGCCCAUUCCCUGGUGCAAAUCCAACAAUUCCUGGACGUCUGUUCCAUAGUAGGAUGACACCUUUCCCCAAUGGAUCUCUACAGAUCUCCAACCUAAAUAGAACUGAUGAGGGAAAUUACAUAGUGAAGAUGCAAGCGGAUAAUUAUGGUGAUACACCUGUAUACCUGAAAAUCUAUGGUGAGUAA